GCUGCUGCUCGCCUCCUCCUCCUCUCCAGGUGCUGCGGUCUCGCAGCCCUCUGCUUGUCUGUAACAUAUUUCAUUUGGAGGAGGCAUGGCGCUGGAUAUGUUUCACGCCUGGAGAUAGCCCAUGAGAAGACCUGGAUCAUUCUUCUUCUGUUUCUUCUCACCCAGUAACCUCACGGACUAAUGUGGCUUCUACUGCUGAGCCUGAUUCUCCGGCACUGGAUCUACACCGUGGAGGGAUCAUGCUCAAUUGUGAGCGCUGUGACCUGUGAUGAGUGUCUGCAGCUUAGUCCUCAUUGUGCCUGGUGUACUCAGGAGAAUUUCACAGACUGGGUUUCAGUCUCAGGGAGAUGUGACACAUCGGAUAACUUGCUAGAAAAAGGAUGCUCAAGGGACCAUCUCCAUUACCCCGUUUCCGAAAGCCAAAUCCUCCAAGAUCGACCACUCGGGAAGAACACAGACGAUGCAAACACCACUCAGAUCUCCCCACAAAAAAUGUCCCUCAAGCUGCGACCAGGCAGUGAGGAGAUUUUUCAGGUUAGGGUUCAACACACAGAGGAUUAUCCAGUAGACAUGUACUACCUGAUGGACCUGUCAGCCUCCAUGAUUGAUGAUCUUCAGAUGAUCAAAGACUUGGGCUCCUCUCUGUCCAGAGAGAUGUCCAAACUCACCAGUAAAUUUCGAAUGGGCUUUGGCUCCUUUGUGGAAAAGCCCGUCCUUCCCUACAUCAAGAUUACUGAGGAAAGUCUGGCCAAUCCCUGCAGUGACGUGGGACAAUCUUGUCUCCCAACAUUUGGCUACAAACACGUCUUGUCUUUGACAAGUAGAACCAGCAGUUUCAAUGACAUAAUCGCAAAGCAACGUGUGUCCGCUAAUAUAGAUAAUGUGGAAUGUGGUUUUGAUGCUAUCAUGCAAGCAGCAGUUUGUGGGGACAAGAUCGGUUGGAGGAAUGAUUCCAUGCGUCUGUUGGUGUUUGUCAGUGAUGGGGACUCUCACUUCGGGAUGGACAGCAAAUUGGCCGGGAUUGUGAUUCCUAAUGACGGUCAAUGUCAUUUGGAUGCAAAUAAUGAAUAUUCCAUGUCCACAAAGCAGGAGUAUCCAACUCUCGGUCAGCUCAUUGAUAAAGUGGUCGAGAACAACAUCCUCCUGAUAUUUGCUGUGACAGAGAAGCAAAUAAAUAAUUACAAGAACUAUGCAAAUCUCAUACCUGGCGCCACAGUUGGAGUCCUGGCAACAGAUUCGGGAAACAUCCUGGAACUGAUUGUAACAGCUUACAAGGAGCUGCGUUCAGAGAUUGAACUUGAGGUUCUCGGAGACACAGAGGAGCUUCAAAUGUCCUUUGCAACUAUUUGUCCAAAUGGUACGGUCUUUCCUGAUCUAAAACUGUGCUCCAACAUCAGACCAGGCGAGACGGUUGUGUUUAACGUGUCUGUGGGGCUCUCAGGAUGUCUGUCAGGAGUUCGGCACUUCUCCCUCAAACCAGUGGGCUUGCAGGACAGCUUGGAGGUGGAACUUGAGUCUCUUUGUUCCUGUGACUGCCAGCAGCCUUCUACAGCAAACAACAGCCAGUGCACAGAAGGCCAGGGGGUUUACCACUGUGGCGUGUGCAUGUGUCAGCCAGGGUUUCUAGGAGCCCAGUGUGAAUGCAAUGAGGAGGCUGUUUUGUUGAGUAACUGCUUCUCGAACAAUGAAUCUGAGAUAUGCAACAGUCAAGGGGACUGUUACUGCGGACAGUGUGUGUGUCAUGCAUCCAGCUUCGGCCGGAUCUACGGACCUUACUGCGAGUGUGACAAUUACUCCUGUGUUCGCUUCCGAGGAGAACUCUGUGGAGGUCAUGGAGUGUGUGACUGCGGGGAGUGUCACUGUGAACGGGGCUGGACGGGGGAAUACUGCAACUGCAGCACCAGCUCCAAGGCAUGCAUGUUGGAGGACGGCAGCCUCUGCAGUGGCAGGGGGAAAUGCAUGUGCGGCCAGUGCAUCUGCUCUGUUCCUGGGGCGUCUGGAGAAAAGUGUGAAAGGUGCCCAACAUGUGGAGACUCCUGCAGCUCGGCAAAGGCCUGUGUGGAGUGUCAUCUGCUUGGGAAGGAUGACUUUGGGUUGUGUGAUCAAAACUGCAAUGCUGCUAAAAUAUCCAUAAACACAACCGCAGAUUAUGACAAGAGCUCUUCCGUGGAAUGUACGUUCAUGAUGAAGAACGAGUGCGAGGUGUCGUUUCAUGUCGCAGAGAGUGAGACUGGACCUAUCGCCUACAAUCUCCACAUGUACAGAUGCCCGGAGCCCCCCAACAUCCCCAUGAUUAUUCUAGGGGUCUCCCUUUCUGUUGUGUGUAUUGGCAUGAUCCUGUUGGCUGUGUGGAAGGCACUGGUGUCGGUGCAUGACCGAAAAGAGGUGGCAAGGUUUGAAGCUGAGCGGGCAAAGGCAAAAUGGCAGACGGGGACCAACCCUCUUUUCAAAAGCUCCACAUCUACAUUCAAAAAUGUAACUUAUAAGAACACACAAAGAAAGGACUGUACAAUAAAUCACUACUGAUGAUAAACAGGAGGCAGAGAAAGUCACCUGAGUGCACUUGAUUGCAUGCAACUGUCUGUGUGAAUGGGUGUGUGUGAGAAAGAAAUGUUAUAUAUGUGAAAAUAAUUUUUGUGUCAAUUCAGAUAUAGUGUAAGACAGUGGAAAAACAUGACAAAUUAACUGCUGUAAAAGUGCACUGCUGGUAUCGUACUAUAAGACACUGAACGUCAAUGUUUUGCAGCUGGGUAAAGAGGGAUCUAUACAACAAGUGGCUGACUACUGAAAAAUAAUUCAAAUAUAUGUAAAUAUGUUGAUGUUUUUAUGUUUUUUUGUGUUUGUUGUUUUAUUAUAAAGUAAGGCUGAGCCUUCAAUAAUGAAACUUUUGAGUUGGGUUAUUUUGUUGUAAAUGGCAAACAAAUCAAAGAGUUUACUGUGAAUUUGAUUUGAUUCAGUUUUUAAUGAAUGUAUGUCCUUGAUAGUGCUUGACUGCAACAAAGGUUAAAGUUUGGUCAUGUAAAAUCAGCAGCAUUGUGGUAUUCUCUAGUCACACUGUUGCUGAAAUAUUGAUAUAUUUAAGGUAACUUUUUUUUUUAGCAUUUCACCGUCUUGGCAAUACUUUUUUCUUCCUCUGCUUCUGGACUUGUUUUUCAGGGGAUUAUUGGUAAAAUCUUGUUUUAACAUGUUCAUAUUUUUCAGCAUUGUGUUUACCUAAAUAAAGUUGGGUUUCUUCCUAUUAUUUCAGACAGAAAAGCUGGGUAAGAACAGAACUCAUGACAGCCGAGUGGUUCAAUGUGCAAAAUAUGACAGAACUCUUAUUGCUACAUUUAUUGAACUAGAUCCAUCCAUAGCAUCCCAUCAAUGGUUUGUUCCUUUUAAGCACGUUUGGAUAACAAUAAAACACAUUUUUGCAGUAAAAUAUUA
This is a messenger RNA of Girardinichthys multiradiatus, 3426 nucleotides long. It is a transcript of the gene itgb6, whose product is annotated as integrin, beta 6. Lineage: Eukaryota; Metazoa; Chordata; Actinopteri; Cyprinodontiformes; Goodeidae. Gene Ontology annotation, molecular function: integrin binding. Gene Ontology annotation, biological process: cell migration; integrin-mediated signaling pathway; cell-matrix adhesion. The coding region runs from base 181 to 2526 and encodes 781 amino acids. Gene Ontology annotation, cellular component: focal adhesion; cell surface; integrin alphav-beta6 complex. The record is from RefSeq and is a predicted model, not a curated record. The transcript has 15 exons.